Messenger RNA from Cyprinodon variegatus (sheepshead minnow), 2893 nucleotides. It is a transcript of the gene rbm19, whose product is annotated as RNA binding motif protein 19. The coding region runs from base 1 to 2724 and encodes 907 amino acids. The record is from RefSeq and is a predicted model, not a curated record. NCBI's taxonomy places the organism in Eukaryota, Metazoa, Chordata, Actinopteri, Cyprinodontiformes, Cyprinodontidae. Gene Ontology annotation, molecular function: RNA binding. The transcript is spliced from 23 exons.
AUGUCAAGACUCAUUGUUAAAAACCUCCCUAAUGGGAUGAAGGAGGAGAGGUUCAGGUCGAUGUUUGCAGACUUCGGCACAGUGACAGACUGCUCUCUGAAGUUCACCAAAGAUGGAAAAUUCAGAAAGUUUGGCUUUGUUGGCUUCAAAUCCGAGGAGGAUGCGAGUAAAGCGCUGAAACAUUUCAACAAGAGCUUUGUCGACACAUCCAGAGUGACGGUGGAGAUGUGUAAAGCGUUUGGAGAUCCCACUAAAGGAAAAGCCUGGAGUAAACACUCCCAGAGAGCAGAACCGGACAAAACAUCAGCUGCUGCCCCUAAAGAGAAAAGGACGAACAAGACAAGACUAAAGGAAACCAACAGCGUACUGGAAAAUUUGGAGGAUGAAGAUGGAUUCAGUGAGUUUCUGUCAGUGCAUCAGAACCGCACUCAGGCCCAGACCUGGACAAACGACAUGGCUCAGGAUCAAGCUAAGCCUAAGAGCUCAAAGAAAGAGAAGAAGAAGAAGCCAACGUCUGAUGAUUACCUCAACUUUGAUUCAGAAGAUUCAGAGGAUGAACAGGAGGAAGAGCACGAUGGAGAUGAAGCUGCCUCUAAAGAAGCCCUGAAGUCUGGCCUCACAGACAUGGACUACCUGCGCUCCAAGGUGGCACAAACUAUGGAGGAUAGUGAGGAAGAGAAUGAAGCCAGUGAAGAGGAGGAUGAUGGUCCCGUUCCACAUGGAGACAGUGCCUAUGAGAGCGGUGAACGAGAAAACAUCUCAAAAUUGAAACCUUUGUCAGGGAACAAGAAACAAGAGACGGAGCCGGCGUCAGAGUUCACAGUAAAGCUAAGAGGAGUUCCAUUUAAUGUAAAAGAGCAACAAAUCCGAGAGUUCAUGACUCCACUGAAGCCUGCAGCUAUCAGAAUCGGCAGGAAUGAAAGCGGAAACAGAACGGGUUAUGUGUAUGUGGACCUGCACUCUGAGGGGGAGGUGGAGAAGGCUCUAAAGAAGAAUAAAGACUACAUCGGUGGUCGUUACAUCGAAGUUUUCCGUGUUGAUCCUUCGGCAGCAAAAAGCAAGAGAAACAAAAACGACAAAGAAAUUGACAGAAGCUUCAGCAGGAAGCUGAAGGAAGAUGAGGAGGAAGAGGAUGUUUCAGACUCUGGUCGACUCUUCAUCAGAAACCUUCCUUACACGUGUACAGAAGAAGAGCUCAAGGAACUUUUCACUAAACACGGUCCUUUAUCUGAGAUCCUCUUUCCUAUCGACAACCUGACCAAAAAACCUAAAGGAUUUGCUUUUAUUACCUACAUGAUACCAGAAAAUGCUGUUGUAGCUCUUGCAAAGUUGGACGGACAUAUAUUUCAGGGUAGAAUGCUUCAUGUUCUUCCCUCUACGGUGAAGAAAGAAAAAUCUGAGUCUUCAGAAUCUGGUGGUCCUGGCUCAUCUACAUAUAAACGACAAAAAGAUGCUAAGAAUAAAGCUACAAGCUCAAGCUCACACAACUGGAACACUUUGUUUUUGGGUACUAGUGCAGUGGCCGACGCCAUUGCUGAGAAAUAUAAUGCCACAAAAAGCCAAGUCUUGGACCAUGAGUCAAAGGGAAGCGUUGCCGUGAGGAUGGCUCUAGGAGAAACUCAGAUUGUCCAGGAAACUCGACAGUUUCUGCUAGACAACAGUGUUUGUCUAGACUCUUUUAGUCAAGCAGCUGCAGCGAGGAGUAACACUGUGAUCCUGGUAAAAAAUCUCCCCGCUGGUGUUACAACAGCAGAGCUUGAGGAACUUUUCUCGCCUCACGGCUCUUUGGGUCGAGUUCUGCUGCCGCCUUCAGGACUCACAGCCAUCAUCGAGUUCCUGGAGCCGACCAAAGCCAAGCGAGCCUUUACAAGGCUGGCUUACAGCAAGUUCCAUCAUGUCCCUCUGUAUUUGGAGUGGGCCCCUGUAGGGGUGUUCACAGCAGCCAAACAAGAAAUGGACAAAAAGGAGACAGCAGUUGAAGAGAACAAGAAAGAGGAGGAUGAUCAAGAAGAUGAGGAGGAAGAAGAAGCUCAGCCAGGAUCUACACUUUUCAUUAAGAAUCUAAAUUUCAGCACAACAGAAGAAAAACUACAAAAUAUCUUCUCCAAAUGUGGAAAGGUCAUGUCUUGCAGCAUUUCAAAGAAGAAAGAUAAGUCAGGUAAACUAAUGUCUAUGGGUUACGGUUUUGUCCAAUAUCAGACAGCAGAGUCAGCACAAAAGGCUCUGAGGCAACUGCAGCACUGUAUGUUAGAUGAUCACCAGUUGGAGGUGAAGAUUUCCGAAAGAGGCACAAGGUCUGCUGAGGUGUCUCACAAGAAGAAGCAAGCUGAGAAGAAGCAGACAGGCUCAAAGAUCCUUGUGCGCAACAUUCCCUUCCAAGCAAAUGUCAAGGAAGUCCGAGAGCUCUUUUGUACAUUCGGGGAGCUGAAGACUGUCCGCCUUCCAAAGAAAGCAGCAGGUUCAGGGAACCAUCGGGGGUUUGCUUUUGUUGAUUUCCUCACCAAACAGGAUGCUAAGAAAGCGUUUGCUGCACUCUGCCACAGCACCCAUCUGUACGGCAGACGUCUUGUGCUGGAAUGGGCCGAGGCAGAGGAUACAGUCGAGACACUGAGACGGAAAACAGCUGAACAUUUUCAUGGUGAUUUACCAAAGAAAAGGCGAAAGGCAGAAGUUAUGGAAGGAAUUCUUCAGACAAUGGAAACCGAUGGCGGUGAUGAGGACUGAAUUAGACCUAAUCCUGAACAGAGGAGUACGAACUGAACAAUGAGCAGUACUGAUUAGGAUGCAUUGAGAAAAUACUGAAACUUAUGUACUGUAUGUAUUAAGUUUGUGUAUUAAUGUCAUUUUACAUAAUCUCUACAUGUUUAUUUUUAUCUUUUGUUGAAUACGUACC